GAGAGAGAAGAAGGAGCGUUGUUGUUGUUUCUCUCACUCACUCGCAUCGAGAAAAAUUGAAGAACUCAUCGCCGGAGAAUGACGAAGAAGCAAAAUCUCCGAUCAAAGGAGUCAUCUCUCGGAGACGAUGCUGAGAAGCUUUACGAGAAGAAGAUUCGAGAUCUGGAGUCCGUGAACGAAGCUCUCAAGUGUGAUGUGGAGGAGUUAAGGUCAAAAUUGGCUGAUGUUUCGAUUAGCUCUUCGGUUGGUACGUUACAGUCGAGCAGAGAGUUUUCUCAGAAGUCUAUUGCUACAAAAGAGGAGGGUAUGAGUACAAGGAGUAAGUCAAAUUUGAACUCUAUGUGUUCAACAAAGAAGUAUAAAACUGAGAGUUCUGUUAAGCAGUGUGAUGGUGAAGUUCAGAAAUUAAAAGCGCAAAAGGUUAAGUUGCACUGUAAGAUCAAGCUAGACUCUAUGCAGUUUAGACUAGUGAAAGCUUCACUAGAAAAGGAAGUUCUUCAGCUUAAAAAAGAGCUAAGGAAAAGCGAGUUUGAGAAACAUGUCCUGUCAGCUUUGAACAAUCGACAGAAGCUGAUUCUGCAGCUGAAGAGUACACAAGCUUUGACAGCCUUGAAGCGCCUAAAAAUGCGGCUUCAUUCUAGAAAAGUUUCUUCCAACAAAAGCAAAGGUCCAUCAAAAGGAACAAACUCUGGGAUUCAGGAGUCUAGCAAUGAAUCAGGGCUACUAAUGAAGUUGAAUAAGAUCCAUUCUGAUUACGAACGCCAAAUGAAAGAAAUGGCUGAAGAGGUCAAAAGGUUCAGCUUAGAGGCAAGUGUGUUGAAGGCAGAAUUUGAGGGAGAUCAAAGCUCAUGCUCUGCAUCAUGUGACAACCAAAUCAACCAUACUCCAAUGGACUCAGAACUGAAGGAACUUAAGGAAGAAUUUCACAAACUGAGUACUUUAGUCAGUCAGAUGGAAAUGACCAAAUCCCAAUUCAGUGAAACAGAUAAAGUUCAGGGUGAACCAGUUGAACGCUCUAUUACCAGCAAGAAUACCGACGACCAAACAACCCCGGAGCCAUCUCAACUGGAACCUCCUGAAGAAACACUUUGCAAAAAAGAGCAGAGCAAAGCAGAAGUGUGUUGCUCUUGCUCUAAAAAAUCUUUGUGCAAGACCAAAAGUUGCAAAUGCAGGGCAAAUGGAAACGGAUGUGGAGACUCGUGUGGCUGCUUAGCUUCCAAAUGUAGUAACAGAGAAGAAGAAACCGUAAAACCAAUACAACCAGUAGAUGGUAAGAAACCUGCUGGAAUUAGCCAUGACGACAAAGACGCAAACAAACAACCAUUACGCGACAUAGGGAAUAUACAAGAUGCUGUAAAAGUUGGUAAGUUGAGGAAAGUGCAGAAACGGGUUUCUAAGAAAUAAUGAAAAGGAUGUGAAUGUAAAAUGUAAACAGAGAACUCUUCAAGAAGCUUAAGUGUUUUACUUUUGUUUUGUUACCAAAACCCUUGCAACAUAUUUUUCUAAGUUGUAAAAGAUAAGGUGUCAAACAUUUUGAUAAUUAAGAAUAGAUUAUAAGAUAUUUGGUU
Messenger RNA from Capsella rubella, 1568 nucleotides. RefSeq names its product kinesin-like protein KIN-4C. Lineage: Eukaryota; Viridiplantae; Streptophyta; Magnoliopsida; Brassicales; Brassicaceae. The transcript has 12 exons. The record is from RefSeq and is a predicted model, not a curated record. Bases 79 to 1404 code for a protein of 441 amino acids. Gene Ontology annotation, biological process: microtubule-based movement; mitotic spindle organization. Gene Ontology annotation, molecular function: microtubule motor activity.